AUGGUUGGUGCUCCCGAUGUCGUCAAGCCGUCAGACAAAGUCGAAGAAUACUCGCCCCACGUCAACGGGAACCCUGUCUUCACGAUCAGCGAUGAGAUUGGUUGUCCAGACACCGCUUUCAAUAUGGCGUCAAUAAACUCGAAUGGCGAUUUGAAAAGUCUAGGUGAUCCUCCGGACAAGAAGGCCGCAGAAGCCGAUGCUGAGAAGCAACCACUGUCAGGCAAAAAAGAGGAAAGAUGGUGGAACACGUUGAUGCAAGUAGCCGUCCCAUUUUUCAUAGCCGGCUGCGGCACCAUCGGAGCUGGCUUAGUUCUUGGAAGCGUAAGGAACUGGGAGGUGUUCAUGAACGUGUCUGCAAUCUUCGUACUGGUGCCGUCCCUUUCUGGUUUGAAGGGUAACCUGGACAUGUGCCUCGCGUCCCGGCUAUCAACGCAAGCUAAUCUCGGCAACAUGGAAUCGCCGCGGGAAGUCAUAUCCAUGGUCGUUGGAAACAUAUCACUAGUGCAGGUGCAAGCUAUAGUGGCCGCAACAGUUGUAUCGAUGUUCGCAAUAACAGUAAACGCCAUCACUGAUAGGGCGUUCAACGGCAGCUAUGUGCUGCUACUAAUCGCCUCCGCCGUCUUCACCGCCACAACUACUUGCUUCGUAUUAGAUUUCGUGAUGGUGCUAGUGAUAUUCGGGUCGCAGAAGUUCAAAGUGAACCCGGACAACGUGGCGACACCGCUAGCGGCGUCUAUCGGAGACAUCGUGAGCAACUCCGUACUUGCUGUCACCGCGCAGUAUAUGUACGAACAGAUAAAGAUAUCACUCUGGCAGCCCAUAGCGCUUAUGUGUGUCUACUACAGCCUACUUCCACUCUGGGUCUUCAUCGUGUGGAGGAACAAGUACACAAAGAAGGUGCUUACCACUGGCUGGACUCCGGUCAUAUCCGCGCUGUUCAUUAGCGGUAUCGGUGGAAUAGUCCUCGAUCAAGCCGUUGAGCAGUAUCCAGGGUACGAAGUGUUCCAGCCGAUUGUUAAUGGUAUUGGCGGGAACCUCGUUUGCGUCCAGUCAUCGCGUCUCACCACACACCUCCAUCAAACUGCCAUUCUUGGCAUUCUGCCCGAGAACACGAGGAUAGUGGAGUGGCCUUGGAGGACGCUGUUCUAUGGGACUACCGCGGCAAAAGUGGCACGAAUGUUACUCGUGCUUGCGAUGUGCGGACAGGUCGUGUUCAUGAUUGUCGCCGACUUCAUCUACCAGGGCUUCGUCAGUCUCCAAUUCGCGUUUGGACUCACAUACCUUCUCUGCUCUAUGCUACAGGUCAUGAUGCUCCUGUAUUUAGCGUAUAUGCUGAUCCAUUUCAUGUGGAAGAAGAAGAAGGAUCCAGACAACGCGGCCAUUCCUUAUUUGACGGCGUUAGGUGAUCUAUUAGGUUCAGUGUUCCUAGGUCUUGCCUUUGUAAUACUCUCUAUGUUUGGAUUGCAAUAUGGUAACAAUGUGUCCGGUACUUAA
This is a messenger RNA of Parnassius mnemosyne (clouded apollo), 1494 nucleotides long. The record is from the annotation of a GenBank genome assembly. NCBI's taxonomy places the organism in Eukaryota, Metazoa, Arthropoda, Insecta, Lepidoptera, Papilionidae.